Molecule: messenger RNA, 4719 nt
Organism: Camelus dromedarius (Arabian camel)
Lineage: Eukaryota; Metazoa; Chordata; Mammalia; Artiodactyla; Camelidae
Gene: PAK5
Product: p21 (RAC1) activated kinase 5
Exons: 11
Coding region: 497-2653 (718 amino acids)
Biological process (GO): apoptotic process; protein phosphorylation; cytoskeleton organization
Cellular component (GO): cytoplasm
Molecular function (GO): ATP binding; protein serine/threonine kinase activity
Source: RefSeq, a predicted model, not a curated record
AAAACCCGGAACAGCUGCGUGAGCGCCUGGCAAGUCCUCCUAGGGCGAAGCGGGCAGCUGGGCAUGCUCAGUAGCUGGGGGAGGCUUGGGUGGAGAGUAGAAAGCUUUGGCUCAGCCUCCCACCCCCUCCCACCGGCCCCCACCCCACUUGCCCCUACUCAGCCGGUAGUAGUGGCCCGGCGUGCGCCCGGGGAGACCGGGAACAUGGCGCUCCAAGCGAUGUAGCAGCCGAGGAGAAGGGGAUGAGGCUCCGCCGCUGCGCUGACAGCCAGCCACCAGUAGUCUGGAACUGAACGCACCAAGGUCUGAAUAUCUGGAGCUGAAUACCUCUCCAAGAAAUACUCUAUGGCAAAAGCCUUCCACCUCUUGCCAAAAUGAACACUGAGGAGAAAUGAAAGGCACUGAAGAAGGCAAACGAAAAGUCGCAGAACAGAAAUAACCACACUCCUCUGGAGUCAGAUUCCUCCACAGCCAUCCUAAAAAAGGUUUUUGCAUCAUGUUUGGGAAGAAAAAGAAAAAGAUUGAAAUAUCCGGCCCGUCCAACUUUGAACACAGGGUUCACACGGGGUUUGAUCCACAAGAGCAGAAAUUUACUGGCCUCCCCCAGCAGUGGCACAGCCUGUUAGCAGACACGGCCAACAGGCCGAAGCCCAUGGUGGACCCUUCAUGCAUCACUCCCAUCCAGCUGGCUCCCAUGAAGACCAUCGUUAGAGGAAACAAACCCUGCAAGGAAACGUCCAUCAACGGCCUGCUGGAGGAUUUCGACAACAUCUCCGUGACACGCUCCAACUCCCUGAGGAAGGAAAGCCCGCCCACCCCGGACCAGGGCGCCUCCAGCCAUGGUCCAGGUCACCGGGAAGAAAACGGCUUCAUCACGUUCUCACAGUAUUCCAGCGAAUCUGACAGCACAGCUGACUACGGGCCGGAGAAGCACAGAGAAAAGAGUCUCUGCGGAGACGAUCUGGACCCGUUCUAUAAGGGCGGCCACGCGGCCAAGCAAAACGGGCACAUGGUGAAAAUGAAACACGGGGACGCCUACUAUUCUGAGAUGAAGCCUUUGAAAUCCGACAUGGCCAGAUUUCCUGUCGAUUACCAUGCACACUUGGACUCACUGAGCAAACCCAGUGAGUACAGUGACCUCAAGUGGGGGUACCAGAGAGCCUCCAGCAGCUCCCCUCUGGAUUAUCCAUUCCAAUUUGCACCUUCUAGAACUGCAGGGACCAGCGGGUGCUCCAAGGAGAGCCUGGCGUACAGCGAAAGUGAAUGGGGACCCAGCCUGGAUGACUAUGACAGGAGGCCAAAGUCAUCCUACCUGAGCCAGACCAGCCCACAGCCGGCCAUGCGGCAGAGGUCACGGUCGGGCUCCGGGCUCCAGGAACCCAUGAUGCCCUUCGGAGCAAGUGCAUUUAAAACCCACCCCCAGGGACACUGGUACAGCUCCUACACCUACCCUCGCUUGUCCGAGCCCACAAUGUGCAUUCCAAAGGUGGACUACGAUCGAGCACAGAUGGUCCUCAGCCCUCCACUGUCAGGUUCCGACACCUAUCCCAGGGGCCCCGCCAAACUACCUCAAAGUCAAAGCAAAGCAGGCUAUUCCUCAAGCAGCCAGUACCCAUCUGGGUACCAUAAAGCCACCCUGUACCACCACCCCUCCUUGCAGACCAGCUCGCAGUACAUCUCCACAGCUUCUUACCUGAGCUCUCUCAGCAUCUCAUCCAGCACCUACCCACCACCCAGCUGGGGCUCCUCCUCAGACCAGCAGCCCUCCAGGGUGUCUCACGAACAGUUCCGGGCUGCCCUGCAGCUGGUGGUCAGUCCAGGAGAUCCCAGGGAAUACUUGGACAACUUUAUCAAAAUCGGGGAAGGGUCCACCGGUAUUGUAUGCAUCGCCACCGAGAAACACACGGGGAAACAAGUCGCAGUGAAGAAAAUGGACCUCCGAAAGCAACAGAGACGAGAGCUGCUUUUUAAUGAGGUUGUGAUAAUGCGGGAUUAUCACCAUGACAACGUGGUCGACAUGUACAACAGCUACCUUGUCAGUGAUGAGCUCUGGGUGGUCAUGGAAUUUCUAGAAGGCGGUGCCUUGACAGACAUCGUUACUCAUACCAGAAUGAAUGAAGAACAGAUAGCUACCGUCUGUCUGUCGGUUCUGAGAGCACUCUCCUACCUUCAUGACCAAGGAGUGAUUCACAGGGACAUAAAGAGUGACUCCAUCCUACUGACAAGUGAUGGCCGGAUAAAGUUGUCUGACUUUGGUUUCUGUGCUCAAGUUUCCAAAGAGGUGCCGAAGAGGAAAUCACUGGUUGGCACACCCUACUGGAUGGCACCUGAGGUGAUUUCUAGGCUGCCUUAUGGGACAGAGGUGGACAUCUGGUCCCUCGGGAUCAUGGUGAUAGAGAUGAUUGAUGGCGAGCCCCCCUACUUCAACGAGCCUCCCCUCCAGGCCAUGCGGCGGAUCCGGGACAGCUUACCUCCAAGAGUGAAGGACCUGCACAAGGUUUCUUCAGUGCUCCGGGGGUUCCUAGACCUGAUGCUGGUGAGGGAACCCUCUCAAAGAGCCACAGCCCAGGAGCUCCUCGGGCAUCCAUUCCUGAAGUUGGCAGGUCCACCAUCUUGCAUUGUUCCCCUCAUGAGACAAUACAGGCAUCACUGAGCAGAGGUUCACACAGGUGACGAAGCUAGAUGAGGACAUGAGAAUAAUUCAGAGAGCGUGCAAAAGGCCUGUGUAUUCCAGACCAGCUGACCAGUGGGACCGCGUGAUGACUGGCAGGGUUCAGCAGACUAGGGCAUCUUCUUGUGUCUUAAACAGGCAUCUCUCCACUGACAGCUGGCAUGGUCAUCUGGAACAUGGGUUUAACAAGUCAUUAUUAUAUUUUUUAGCCCUUCAUCCAGCAAAUCAGAAGGACUCAGUACAAACUCCGUUACGAUAUAUCCUAGCCACAUGCAGGGUAACGCGUAGGAUUUUCUAUAUUGAAAGAAUACUUUUCUGGCAAAAAAAAAAAAAAGAAAGGAAAACAAAAAGCACUUUUUCUUAAUGGUAGCAGUGUAAUGUAUUUUGCAAUGAAUUUGUAAUUUUUCUGUACGAUAGUUUUGAUAAUUUAUAGUACUUUGAUGUCACGUAGCCAUUGUAUCAGUUGAAGUACAACUUGUUUACUAGCAAGAGUUUGAACAAAGUCUUUCCUACUUUUUUAUCCCUUUCAGAGAACCAACGAUUCUUUAGGAACUUUGAAUACCGAAUGACUCUCAAUCACCGUCAGCUUUAGUAGAAUAUCUUUCUUAUCUUAACAAGUGUCUUAUGUGAUGGAAGAAGACUUAAGAGUGAUGGUGAUGGUGAUGGUGGUGCACAUUUCAUUUAUCCAACCAAAAAUAGUAAAAUAAAAUUUGAGCCACAGUAUACCACCAAAACUACUUCUUGGGAUAAAGCUAAAUAUUUUGGGGGAAAAAAUCACAUUUUCUUUCAGGCCUAUUAGUAGCAGUGCAUCUUUUGCACAGCGGGAUGUCUCCCCGAGUACCCUCUAGUAAGUGGCUACGAUGUCCCCUUGUGGCCAAAUCCUCCCCCCACCCCCUACCGAGGAACAGUUUUAGUGCUAGGAUCAUUUAGACUCAGUUUCCCAAACUGAAUGUUUCAAUCAGGCUGUGAGAAUUCCAGUCUCACAAAGGGAAAAGGGAGAGAACAGGGCAAGAGGUUUGGUUUUGUUUGUCACUGUUUUCAAAACUCUGUACGCUGGCGCACCAAACUCUUGUCUGUAAGUACCUUUGUACCACAGUAUUAAUUGCUACUGUUUAUGUAUCAUGCUGGAAGUCCGGACUCUAGAGGGUGAAUUAGGAAGAGGGUAUUUACCAGGUGUGAUCCGAAUUCAGUUGUGACCAUGUUAUGUGUUUCCGACAUAGGCGAGUUGUGCUGCUGACUAGAAUGUUGAUAAAAAUGAAUGACUACUACAAUACAUUUUGUGUUGCUUGUUGGAUGAAUUUGCAUGUUAACUGUAGGCCAAUAUAGAUUUGCCUUUAAAACUCUGGAAGAGCUACAUAGUCAUCAUUAGUUUCUAUCAAUUAUGCAUCAAACAAAAAGCCAUUUGUUACCAAACUGGAAAACCAGAGGCUUUUCUUAAUGACUUCGCAUACUGUAACAAAUAACGAAUUUAAAUUUGUGAAAAUGCUCUGGUUGCUCUAAGCAUAAUUACAAAUGUUUGUAAUUAAUAGGUUGCUAAUUAUUUAUUAUAGUUAAAAAGGAAAAAAAAGGCAUAAAAUGACCUUCUACUGAUUAGAUUUUCAGUUUUUCCCAAACUGGAAAUGCCUCAUCAUAAAUAGGAUCUAUAAUUUUGUUUCAUAAAACACAACGAAUUAAUGUUUUAUGUAAAAUAUUAAUAUAAAUAUGUAAGAAUGAAAAUACUCUAAAUCCAGAAAAUGGCAGUCUUAAAAGUUCAUGGAGCAGAUUGUACUAAUUUAAUCAGGACUAUGUAGAAAUAGAAAGAAGGGGGAAAAGAAAAUCUUUUUUAACCAGAGCAAAUAUUAAAAAUCAUUGCAGAAAAUAGUGGAUUUUGGAUUCCAAACAUUUUCGACAGUGUAAUGGAAAUUUUUCUGUAAUUUUCUUAUCACUGGAUAUUUUUUAAAGUAUUCAUUGAGUUUACCAAAAGUUACUGUAGCUUAAGAGGUUUUGUGAGCACUACUGGCAGAAACUGCACUUGCAAAUAAAAAUAAAUGUUUGCCUUUUUCCCAUCA